Messenger RNA from Babesia ovata, 960 nucleotides. Its product is annotated as tubulin folding cofactor. Gene Ontology annotation, biological process: tubulin complex assembly; post-chaperonin tubulin folding pathway. Gene Ontology annotation, cellular component: cytoplasm. The record is from RefSeq and is a predicted model, not a curated record. NCBI's taxonomy places the organism in Eukaryota, Apicomplexa, Aconoidasida, Piroplasmida, Babesiidae. The transcript is spliced from 6 exons. Bases 1 to 960 code for a protein of 319 amino acids.
AUGUCUACCGCUCCUGGAGGCAGCCUCAGCAUGGCUGAGGCCGAGGCGCUGUUGGAAGCCGCGCGCCGGUGUUGCACAGCUGAGGAGUCGGCGCGCCUGAAACGCCGUCUGGAGGAGCUGCUUCAGGAAUACGUGUCGCUGUCCUCCGCAGAUUACUUUAGUCCUGCUAUAUACGCGAUGUUGCAAAACGCCACAAAGGCUCUCGAAGGUCGACAGCAAACGACUCCAGUGCGGUCUACGUUUAGCUUUAAGUCUGUUCGCACCCGGGUACCCACUCCCGCAACAGAUGCGGCUGUAUCAGUGCCAUCUAAGGAACCCAGCGAUGUGGCACCAGCGGCGCAUGCCACGCCCAAGAAAGGUGUGAGUGUAGAAAACGGCACGCUGCGCAUCCAGGGGCUCUCCGGCAUUGACGUUGUACGCUGCGACGCCGAACUCCAGGGCAUCGGCACCGUCAUGAUGAAAGAUUUGGAGCGCUGCAGGGUGAUUCUGCUUGGCAUCGUCGAGGCAGUCUACAUCACUGACAUUAAGGACAGCCUGAUAUGGAUCGGCGCAGCACGUGGAUCGGCCAUUCUGCACUCGCUUUGUGACUCCACCAUGCUGAUCUGCUGUAGGCAGCUACGUAUCGCAAACUCCGUUGGAAGCAAGUUCCUUACGGAUACGGUUACUAUGCCAAUAAUCGAACGAACAAAUGGAGUGUCUUUCGCAAAAAACCACGUCCGCUACGCCGGUCAAGCCCAUCACCUGGAGGCUUCGGGGCUGAAGGACGUGCUAAUGACUGAAGCUCCAGCCGCCACCGACUUCAGCUGGCAUCAUUCCGGUGCAUCUCCGAACUGGAGCUCGGAAGCAGAGCGUCCGGAAGUGACACUGUCGCCGGAACCCAUUGACCAACCUGCCAGUGACCUAGCGGGCAACACGUUCACCUUCGCCCCCGAAUCGUGGGAAAUGCUAGACCAUUUAUAA